AUGCCUGCGGACUCUAGAAGGAAAGGGAGGCGUCGUACACGUACUCCCUCGCCUUCUAAUACUCUGAACGAGAUUUUGAAGAGACUACAAGAUCUGGAGGAACGGGCACGCGGGAGCGAGCUUCUAUCUGCUUCGGUGGUAACCCCGGAGCCCUGCCGAGCUCUCACUAUGCCAAGCACGCCACUGCCAGCUGUGGAGCCUGCCACAACACCUGCCUGCGCACCCCCAGCUUCUGCACAAGACGUCGCUGCCACAUCGACGCCUGCGGGGAACGACGCAAAAAGCGUUGCAGAACGCUUCCUAGACGCUAUCAUCCAAUUCCCGGUCAUAAGUGUUCUACCUAACGACAGGUACGAACUGAGAUUGCUAGCUGGUUCAUAUGGUAAAACCAGUCAAGCAGCUGCUGGCUGUAUGGUGUUGUGGCGUGGCGAAUGGACGCCCGACACAUGUGCUGGCUUCUUUGAAAGUUGCGAUGAAGAUCAAGACCAAGAUGGUGCUGAUCCAUCAUCAAGGACUGAUGAGGACCGCGAGGACGCUGCCAUGUCAGGAGAGGCCGUGUUAGAUGGCAACACUAUU
Molecule: messenger RNA, 576 nt
Organism: Brenthis ino (lesser marbled fritillary)
Lineage: Eukaryota; Metazoa; Arthropoda; Insecta; Lepidoptera; Nymphalidae
Source: the annotation of a GenBank genome assembly